CCAGGAAAUGUGAAAAUGCCUAAUGUACCCAGUACCCAGCCAGCAAUAAUGAAACCAACAGAAGAACCACCUGCUUACACACAAAUUGCGAAGGAGCAUGCUUUGGCCCAGGCAGAACUCCUAAAGCGUCAAGAAGAACUGGAAAGAAAAGCAGCUGAACUAGAUCGCAGAGAAAGGGAAAUGCAGAGUCUCAGUCAGCAGGGGGGUAGAAAAAAUAACUGGCCACCUCUUCCAGAGAAUUUUCCAGUAGGUCCUUGUUUCUACCAGGACUUUUCUGUAGACAUUCCUGUAGAAUUCCAGAAGACAGUAAAGAUUAUGUACUAUUUGUGGAUGUUCCAUACAGUGACACUGUUUCUUAAUAUCUUUGGAUGUUUGGCCUGGUUUUAUGUUGAUGCUACGCGAGGGGUUGAUUUUGGAUUGAGUAUUCUCUGGUUCUUGCUUUUUACCCCUUGUUCUUUUGUCUGCUGGUACAGACCACUUUAUGGAGCUUUCAGGAGUGACAGUUCAUUCAGGUUCUUUGUGUUCUUCUUUGUAUAUAUCUGUCAGUUUGCUGUACAUGUGCUUCAAGCUGCAGGAUUUCAAAGAUGGGGAAACUG
Pterocles gutturalis (yellow-throated sandgrouse) is the source of this 596-nucleotide messenger RNA. It is a transcript of the gene SCAMP1, whose product is annotated as secretory carrier membrane protein 1. Gene Ontology annotation, biological process: protein transport. The transcript is spliced from 5 exons. Gene Ontology annotation, cellular component: trans-Golgi network membrane; recycling endosome membrane. The record is from RefSeq and is a predicted model, not a curated record. The annotation marks the transcript as partial. NCBI's taxonomy places the organism in Eukaryota, Metazoa, Chordata, Aves, Pterocliformes, Pteroclidae.